GGGGGCUGAGCUCUUAAACACCGAGUCUGGAUGUCAAAAGCAGUUGACAUUUUUCUUCACGCUGUAGGUACAGAAAGUUAUUUCACCCGCGUAUUCACGUUUUGCCGUUCAGUGAAGAAAAUGAUUUUGUUUCUCGUAGUAUUCAGCCUCGCCCUCAGUGGUACACAGGGAGCACCAAGCACUGCAGUGUACAAGUUUGUCAAGUGUAACCCCGAAGGAGACCAAGCCAACUGCAUCACUCACCAAAGUGCUAAUAUGGAGUGGAGUCGGGAUUUACCAACAAAACUCCCUGCCUCUGCUACCCAGUACCUAGAGGCUGAGCCAGUGGAGGAUGAACGCGAUCCAGAGGAGGAGGAGGACCCAGUAGAGGAGGAGGAGGAGUUUCUGGGCUCUGAGGAAGGAGAGUCUCCCCUGGUCUACCUGCCUGAGGAUGGCUCUGGAGAUGGAGGCUCUGGCUUUAUGGCCGACAUCGACUCAAAAGAACUCUUGGACAAAAACUACAAGCCCAACAGAGGUGGCCGUAAAAACCGUACAUGGGACUGGCUGGAUAAACGAGAUGAACAAAAACCAAGCAAGGAGGAGAUGAUGGAAGAGCACCUUCUUCAUCAGUAAAAGACACAUUUAUGAUUAAAAGGCCAAAAUAAAAUGUGUAUAUAUUUUAUAUUCUACAAAGUACAAUUUUUUUAUAUGGUCUACUGUAUGCAGUGAAUAAAAUGUAAAUUACACUGAAAUGAAUGAACAAACCAAACAUAGUAGGUCUCCUCAAACAUUUGGCCUUUAUUAAAUAAUAUUUUCUUUGCUUUCUAAUACUUAAGUAUUCCUUGUCCAGUACAUUAGGCCUACCUUACACUUAUUGCUCAUGCCUCGAAGUGGAGUUUCCAUAAAUCUGUUGUAUCUGGAUCAUUGCAUAUAAAUUAUUGCUUAGCCCAUGUUUUUGCAUUCCUAAGGGAUUUGAACUUACUCAGUGAGAGUAUGUAACGCUUCACAAAUGCCUAUUCUGAUGUAGGCCUUUAAAACAUGUGUAUUCUACAUGUUUGGCAGUUUGUAAGAAAAUAUUUUCUUCUAAUAAAUAAUUUUUAAAAAGAAA
Messenger RNA from Boleophthalmus pectinirostris (great blue-spotted mudskipper), 1087 nucleotides. Its product is annotated as serglycin-like. The transcript is spliced from 4 exons. The coding region runs from base 31 to 612 and encodes 193 amino acids. The record is from RefSeq and is a predicted model, not a curated record. Lineage: Eukaryota; Metazoa; Chordata; Actinopteri; Gobiiformes; Gobiidae.